CGCUCUCCGUGUCAGGCCUGGGAACGCCCCGAGUGGGAUGAUCCGCUCCAGGACGGGCGCUGGGGCCGUGUCCGGCACUGCCGCUCCUGCCGCGGGAGCCGACCCGGGGAGAGCGGCUGUGGUUCCCCGGUGUAGACGCGGAGCCGCGUCCAGGACCGGGCUCGAUGCGGGGACUCGGACCGGCACCGGCGUCUGGGGGGGCGGCCCGACCUCCCGCAGCCCCGAGCGCGGCUGUGGGCGCUGGCCCCCACCCCAUCUUGCCCGGCCACGACAUGAAAGUGUGACAGGAACCUAAAACAUCCAGGAAACGAGCCCAUACCAUGAGUUCUUAUUUGCUUAUUUGCACCUUACCCAUAUAAAACAUCACGAACAAGACAUUGUUAUCUCCUCUGGCGGCAGGAUUUGGUCCUGAGCUGCAGCUCCCUGUCUGCACAGCGUACUGCGAUAAAAAGCUGGACUCUUCAGUAAAAACCACAUUGGUCCUCAUUCUAGGGGAUGUGGUGUGUUAAAGAACAUCUGGUCUCAAGGGCGGUGUAGGGUGGAUGGGGAGGCUGAGGACAUUUGGGGUCUAGGGGUCUCACAGCAGCAGUUAGGUCCCCAUCCCCCUCUCUUUGCUUCCCUCUCACCCAUUUCCCUGGCAAGACGAGGGAAGAGCACUUGAGCUGGAUCUUCUCCUCUGCCUGGGCUUGUCUUAGGACUCUAGAAGAUGAUAACACCAUGAGUUUUCAUUUUUCUAGGGACAAAGGGAAGGCCGCACUGUAGAGAGACCCUAGAGAACUCUACAACACUCCAAGCAGAAAUCUGGGAUGGGGUUGCAAAGCCAGAGACCCCAACCCAGCAGUGGCAGGAAUGACAUCUGGUGCACACUUCUGGGGCUGAGGUGCAGGCUGGAGCUGAGCUCCUGAGGCUAACAGCCUGCGUUUUCCAGCAGCACCAGCAGGUUGGGUGUGCUGACAUAAAAAAAAAAAAAAAAACAAACAAACAAGUGUCUCCUUCCUCAGGAUCACAAACUGUCCCGAGUACACAGAGCUUUCAACUCACGGGGUACACUGAAUGCUUUUUCUCCUCUUGUCAUCCACCUCACUCCCACCAUCCUUUAUAGAUCCUGAGGUUUCACAGCCACCCAUUCCUGUUUUCCAAGUUAAUGAUUGAAACUGGUUGGAUUUCUGAGAUGCUGGCACCCAGGCCCCAGGUGGCAGGCCAAGGAUGCUUGCCCUCUGGGAUUAAUGAUUGUCCCAGCCACUGACACUGCCUCCAUAAAAACGCAGGGAUGGGAUUCCCCGUGCUGCUUCCCAGCAGGAGGAGAGGAGCCAGCUCCAACAUGAGGGCAGCUCUGGCCCUGCUGCUGCUCCUGGCUGCUGCAGACGCGAUGCACAGAGGGAAACCUUACCUCCAGGAGAAAGUCUGCCAGGAGUACAGGAAGCUGGGAAAGGAGAACUUCAGAACCCUCACCAUCAUUGCCAACAGCCAGAAAUACUCCAAUGGCACCUUCGAGGAGAUCAGCCACCUCGUCCGGGAAAUGGUCUCCCUGGCUGAGACGUGCUGCGCCGACGGGGCUGACCCCUCCUGCUACGAUGACAGGUCCACGGCACUGUCAGUCAAAUCCUGCAGAGCAGACUCGCCCUUCCCGGCGCAUCCCGGCACAGCCGAGUGCUGUGCCUACAAGGGGCUGGAGCAGAAGCUGUGCCUGGCUGCCCUCCGGCACCCACCCCAGCCUCUGCCCCGCUACCUCCAGCCCUCCGACAAGGAACUCUGCCAGGCCUUCCAGCAGGAUCCCCGGGAAUUUGCCGAUAGGUUUCUUUAUGAGUACGCCAGCAGCUACAGCCAGGCUCCCCUUCCUGUGCUUCUGGCCUCCACCAGGACCUUCCUCUCCAUGGUCUCCACCUGCUGCAUCUCCUCUGCACCCGCUUCCUGCUUCCUGAAGGAGAAACUGGAGAGGAAAACCCUUUCCCUACUCACCCUGACAUCAAACCGGAUUUGCUCCCGCUUCUCGGCGUACGGAAAGGACAAAUUCAGCUUCAGCUACCUGACCUCGCUGGCACAGAAGAUUCCCACUGCGUCCUUUGAGGAACUUCUCCCCCUGGCCAAAGACUCUGCGGAGCUGUCUUCCCAGUGCUGUGACUCCGUGGCCGAGGACUGCAUGCAGAAGAAGCUGUUGGAGCACACGGCCAAAGUCUGCACCGCGCUGUCAGCCAGGGACAGGCGCUUCGCCGACUGCUGCAAGGGGAAAAACCUGAUGGAAAACCAUUUCUGCAUCCUGACCAUGCUCCCAGUGCCGGCUCCCAAGCUGCCAGAGGCCUAUGAGCCGACCAACAAGGAGCUGUGUGGCAAGGAGGGGGCUGUCCACACCACCAGGUUCCUGUUUGAGCUGGCACGGGGGCACCCCUGCCUCCCUGAGGCCCUCCUCGCCAGGCUCUACGACUCCUCCAGGAAGCUUCGGGUGAAAUGUUGCUUCAACAAGGACCCCUCCGCCUGCUUGGACAGCAAGGUCAGUGGUGCGGGGGUUCUGGGGGCUUCUCCUGCUUCCCCCCAUCCCGGUGCUGCCCAAAUCCCCGCAGAGGCUUUUCCCAGCCUGCUGACUCCCACCCUCUAUCCAUCCCCAGCGCAAGCGGAUAGAAGCAGAGCUGUUCCCCUUCCUGGAAAAGGCCAACCAGCUCUGCGGGCACUACCACAAGCUGCCUUUCCUCGAGUUCAAGAAGAGGCUGCGGGAAACCCUGGAGCAGGCGGAGCCCGAGGCCAGCCCGGCGCAGCUGGAACAGCUCCUGGAGCAGCGAGUGUCCUUCGCCUCCACCUGCUGCCUCCCGGACUCUCCCCCGCUCCUCUGCGCUUCCAAGGUGAGCUCGGAGCUGGGAGAAGUGUGCAAUGAGGAGUCCUGCCUGCUGGGAUAGGGGCCCGGAGCCGGCGGCAGGGAUGGAGGGGGACGGCGAGGCUGAGCUCGGGGAACACGCAGGAAUGGGGGACAUGGGAAGGGAGCAUCAGGGAGCUGGGCUGGAGGGCGUCCGGCAGAUGGACGGCGUCACCGAGCCCGCAGCUCCCUGCCUCCCUUGUAACCCUGCAGUCAAAAUAAAGA
Molecule: messenger RNA, 3070 nt
Organism: Cinclus cinclus
Lineage: Eukaryota; Metazoa; Chordata; Aves; Passeriformes; Cinclidae
Gene: GC
Product: GC vitamin D binding protein
Exons: 11
Coding region: 1271-2866 (531 amino acids)
Biological process (GO): vitamin transport
Cellular component (GO): cytoplasm; blood microparticle
Molecular function (GO): vitamin transmembrane transporter activity; vitamin D binding
Source: RefSeq, a predicted model, not a curated record